UCAUCAUCAUCUAGCCUCGCUCGCAAAAUGGCUUCCUACAUAUUACCUAUUUGUUUGUUCGUUGUUGUUCUUACUAUUAUUUCUGCUGCCCCACCUGAUGAGAAACCUUUUGAUUGCAAAACGGAUGAAUACUACCUAAAGUGUGAUCUGGAAGUAUGUCUUAAGACGUGUGAAGAGCUAAAAUCUCCUCCUCCUUGCCCAUCCAUUCACCCUAGUUGCUACAGCCCAGCCUGCCUAUGUGCUAAUGGUAACCUAAGGAAUUCUGAAGGAAAGUGCGUGCCUGCAGAACAAUGCUAAAUCGAAUAUUUACAACUGAAGAUAAAUUACGUACUUUAUGGACUUAGUAUAAGUCCAAAUGAAAUAAAAAAUAGAAAUACGUACAAAGGU
Molecule: messenger RNA, 387 nt
Organism: Spodoptera litura
Lineage: Eukaryota; Metazoa; Arthropoda; Insecta; Lepidoptera; Noctuidae
Product: SCO-spondin-like
Source: RefSeq, a predicted model, not a curated record